UUUCAGCUUUUUUGUCUUGUAUGUGAAUCAAUAAACAAAACAAAAGAAGAGAGAGAUAGAAGAGGCAGUCGUCAUCUUUAAUCAUUCAUAUCAAAAGCUGACGCGAGUCAAGUGUAGAAGAAAAAAACGCUUUUUUGCCUUAGACGAGAGACAACAUAAUCGAAUCAAUGCAGUACAAAAUAAACACGCGAACCUGAGAUAAAGAUGAGGAUUUAUCAACUCUAAUUGUUUGCAUUACAAAGAUAAUUAAUUGAGUUUGUUCGUGUUCAACGUCAAUUAAUUUCAACAGUUUUCUUCCUGGGAGAGGACACGAAUCGACAAAAUAAAAGAAAAAAUAUAAAAAAGAAACUUUCAACCCUCAUUUAAUCUCCUCCCAUAAAAGAAAUUUCAAGAAUAUUAAUUUGAAAAUGAUUUCGAAACGAAGAAUCAGCACAGUUCUACUGGUGCUUUUUUGUGGAACUUUUGUAGCAACACAAAUGAAUGAUGACUUUAAGUUUGAAGCUGAUGACUUACAAAUUGUUAAUUCUGAUCCUACGGAAGCUAUCAUGAAGACACCAUCACGUUAUCUUUACGCCAAAGAAGUCGCACAAUGUCCGUCUGGUGAGAGUAAAACAAUUUUGACACUUUUGCUGAAAUCUCUAAGAUGGAGCGAUGUCAGCGAAAGAAAGAAAGAAAAGGCUAUUAAGAAACUGUCACGUUUCUUCAUGGUGCCAAGGCAAUUUAUUACGGUCAGCGAUAUUCACACGUCGGAGAUUCUUGAAAUGUUAAAGCAUUCGAUUAACAAAAGUAAUAAUCUUCUGAAUACCAAAGAAAGUGUUGCUCGUAUCGAGUUUAUGAUUGGCUGUGGUGAUAAACUUUUCUCAAAUGGCAAAACCAUAGCACAUCAAAUCAACGAACAGGUAAAGGAAGGUGGACUUGAUGAACUUUCAGGCUUGCCAUUUAACUGGUGGAAUAUUUGGGCGAAACACGUAAAAAGCCGCGUUCAAAGAACUCGCAGACAAACUGACGGUUCCGGUAAUUACGAAGAUGACGAAUAUUAUGAGGAUAUUGAUGAGGAAGGAGAUGAAAAUGAAGAUGAGGAGGAAGAAGAUUCAAUUCCUGAAGAAGAUACAAUUGUGUCUCCACGUUCUCGUCACUAUCAGCAUAAGAAAAAUUCUUCAAAGAGAAAACAGAAGAAAAUUUCCGUAGCACAAGUUCAAGAUGAGCCUUCGAUGAAUACAGAAGAGUCAGAACGUGAUGUGAUUGCAGUUGAAAUUCCCCAAAUGGCCGUUGAAGAAUCGCAAUCAUUGCCAGCUGAGACUGAGACAACACUUUUGGAAUUAGAACAAAGAACGCAACGACCUGUCACAGUAGAAACGGCGAUAACGCCAAUCGAUGUCAUUGAGAAUAUAAAAUUGGAAUCAUAUGUCAAUAAGACAAUUGUGAAUGACAAUAACGUCGUUGAUGUUCCAAUUUAUCAAGACAAAGAUCAAAUUCUGGAAGAAGUGAAGAAAAUCAUUGCCGAACCACCAACAGAAUCUACGACGACUGUUGCCAUAGAAACUGAAGAAUAUAUUUCGAUAACUCCACAGCACGUUUACAUCCCUGACACUUCCUUAGGCACGACAUCAACAACAGCAGCACCAACAACGUUGAUGGAAGAAGAAAUCACUACGAAAACAUCAACAUUAACGACUGAUGCUGUUGUUUCUAUGGCAACAACACCAAUUACACCCGAAGCUGAAACAAUUUUCGUUCCAAUCAUUACAAAAAACAAUGAAAAUAUAAUUUAUGAUGAAAAAUCGUCAAUUGUAACGACAACGGAUAGUUCGAUGCUCGAGGAUGUAAUCACGGAACAAGCUUAUGAAACAUCAACUCACACUCCCAUAACUUCGACAUCAACAACAUCAAGCACAACAAAGACUUCAACUGAAAUCCUAACAACAACAACUGAACCUCCCACAUCAACUUUUAGAAUUGUAGAUGUGACUCUUAUGGUGGAUAAGAUUUCCCAAGCGACAACAAAUGCGGAGGAGAACGAGAUAGAUGAGAAAACGGAAUCGAGAUCGAAUGUUCGUGAAGAAAAGAAGAAACCAGAAGAAGAAUCAGAAUCAAAUUACGAUGAUGAGUAUGACGACACUUUACCGGAAGAGAAUGUCGUUGAUGUAGAGAGUGCUGCGCCAACAACGACAACGCAAGCUCCGACAACUGUAACAACACCAAGAAGAACAACUUUCCGUGUGACAACACCCGAGAUUAUAGAAUAUCCGUCAACAACGGAUGAAGAAGUUGAAGAAUCUGCUCCAUCAACAGUUCCAGCGAGGUCAACAGAUGCUGUGACAUCAGAGGCACCAAGUUUGUCAGUAUCAUCAGAACCACCAAUUGAAGCUGUUGAUUAUGAAGAUGCAAAUAUUCCACCACGUGUUGAUAGAAGAAUCCAAAAAUCAGCUGCAACUGCUGGAAAACCUUUCGUCAUAAAAAUCGACGAAAAUGUUUUCUACGAUGAAGAAGACAAAACAGAUUUGACUUUGAAACUUCUUACGAAAGCUGGUCAAUUGAUUCCAGCAUCAUCAUGGAUUCGUUACGAUCCGGAGAAGCGUGAAAUUUAUGGACUUCCAUUAGAGUCAGAUGUGUCACGUUACGAGUUUAAAUUACGUGCAACUGACAGUUAUGGUGACUAUGUUGAUGAAAAUGUUGACAUCACUGUUCAACAAUACAAAGGCUAUCGAAGUGCAAACCAUGAAAUUUACAUUCAAGUGAAGUUGGAAAAGAAUUACGAGUCACCAGUGGAUUGGCAAAUUCGACUAGUUCGUGGACUUGUUGAAGCACUUGAUGAUGAAUCAACAGCAUCAGUUAUUGUACGAGAAGUUCGACCGAACAAAUAUGAGUCUAACAUGUUUACUUUUGUUUACACAAACGAAACUUUACCGAAAGAUCAUUGUCCAAAGGAAGAACUUGAACAAUUAAUGACAAGUUUAACGAAGCAAGCUUUGAAUGAAGUUAUGAGACGAGAAAUCACUGUGAGAAAUGUUGAGAAAGAUCUUGUAGGAUCGUGUCAAGAAACGGUGACUCCAAAAGUGUAUUCGAUACCAACCAACACUAAAAACUUCCCACCCACUGUCAGAAAUCCUGUUGAUCUUGUCCCUGCUUAUGUGGGACAAUUAUUGGUAUUUGAAGUGCCUAAAGAUACAUUCCACGAUCCUGAAGAUUUCACCGAUCUUAAGUUGACACUUUUGCAUGGAGACAGAACAAAGUUAGAGCCCAAUCAUUGGUUGCAAUUUGAUGCAAAGAAUCGUGAGUUUUAUGGUGUGCCAAGCAUCACAGAUAAGACCCAACAAUAUAUUCUCGUGGCUGAAGACAAAAGUGGCUUGCACACAAACGAUGCUUUGGUCGUUGAAAUAAAAAAUGGAAAUUAUAAGCGUGAUCAUAGUGCGACAUUUGAAUAUCAAUUGGAUGUGGAUGAAUAUCAGUUCUCGCAUGCAGCAACAAAGAGAAAGUUCAUUGAAGGUGUGGCACGAGUCUUCCAAGAUUCAGACACAAGUCAUAUUCUUCUAAAGAUGGUGAAGAGAAUUCAAUAUGCUGGACGGACAGCUGUGGUUCUUCAAAACUCGACUUUGUAUCGACAUCGUGAAUGUCCACACAAUGAAAUCAAUAAAUUACAAAAUAUUCUAUUGCAUCCUGAUAAAAGUGUUCGUGAUGAAGUGAAAGCCACAAUUGGAAAUGAUUUUAAUGUUCAGAAGAUUACUGUUGCACCUUCAGGUAAAUGUGCUGCUGGUGAUGGUCAUCAUCAUCCAGAAGAAAUUACUCCAAGACCAGAAGAUCAAGAAACUCCAAUCAUCAAUCAAGAUGUUCUCGUCACUUAUGUCUUACCUUCGGCGAUUAUUCUUCUUAUGUUGUUGAUUGCAUUACUCAUUGCAUGUCUUCUUUAUAAGCGUCGUAACACUGGAAAGAUGGAACUCGGUGAUGAAGAAGAAAGAAAAUCUUUCCGAUCGAAAGGAAUUCCCGUGAUUUUCCAAGAUGAGUUAGAAGAAAAGCCUGAAAUUGUUACUAAAUCGCCAAUCAUUUUGAAAGAUGAAAAGCCGCCACUUUUACCUCAGUAUAAUGGACUGAAUAAUGAAGGUGAUGAUGACAACAUGGAUCAAUAUAUUCCGCCGCAACCAUUACUUAUGGGAAGUCGUGAGUCUCGUGGAAAAUCGCCAGUAACUCCAAGCUACCGCAAACCACCUCCAUAUGUCUCGCCAUAAAAAGGAAAUUAAUGAAUCAUUUUCAGUUUUUCAUAAUCUUAAAUUUUUAGUUUUUUUUAUUCGACAACAAGAAAAAAGUGAAAUCACUUUUAAAAAUGAGGAAUUUUAGUCAUUAAUGAAAAGAAGAAAGGAAUAAGAAUGUUAAUUCUCAAUCUCUAAGUAGUAUCGUUACUCUUAAUUUUGAUUAAUGAAACUCUUCUAGAUAAAUUGGGAAAGCUUCAAAGUAAUGUCAUCCACGCAUAAAUCUUUUAGUGGACCACCACAUCAAUUAAAAUUAGACGAAAUUUACCACAAAAGAAUUUGAUAAAUUUACACAUUGUACUACUAUUGAGAGUAAAUCAUAAAGAAAUCAUGCGAAAACAUUGAUUUACUUAAAGUAAAAUAUAAAAAUAAAUAUUACGAAAUUAUCUGAAAAUAUCGAACAGACUUCGCUUUUGAUACUUCUUGAAAAGGAAAUUAAAAAUUUUCUUCGAAAUCAAAUGGUUAUUGAAGGACGAAUAAAUAUCAUUUAGCACACACAAACAUUAAAACACACAAGAUGAAUGAUUGAAAGCAUAUAAAAUGUAUGUUGGUGAUCAUAAAUCUGAGAUUAAAAAUUUCAGAAACGACUUUCGAUCGCUAAUAAGAAUGGAAAGAUGAAGUAAAUGUAAAUAGACUUAAAGAAUUAAUCAUUAAAUUGUAGUCAUUUGCGUUCGUUUCUUAAAUUUACAAAUAGAAAUGAGUUUAAGGAACAUUAAAUAAUUUUACUUUUGUAGUUUUGAUAUGCAGCUAAUUAACAAUUUACAAAUGAAAUAUGUUUUGAAGCACAAGGAAGUUUGAUUUGAUCUUUUUCUUCUUUCUAAUCUUUUUUUCUCAACUGCCAUAUUAUGGAUUAUAAUUAUAACUGCUUAAGACUUAAGUAACAAGAAACAUUUUUACGAUUCUUUUUGAUGGCUGAAAGUAAAAUGAAAAUGAUUCACGAAAAUCAAUUCACUGCCCUUGAAGAAUUCAAACAUUUUCAUUUCUCAUCAAUCAAAGCAGAAAUUAUAAACAGGAAUGAAAUUCAAAGAUUUUCAAAAUAUCAAUAAUGUCGUCGACUUCCAAAGUAUCAAGUUCUGAAUAAAAUUGCGUGAACAAAUAAUUAAAACAAGGAAUUGCUUGCGUUAGCAAAUUGAUUAUCAAAUGAAAAAAAAAACUUAUGACUUAUGCAAAAUUCAAGCUGAAUAAUAUCAUUAAAAAUUCCUAUAAAGAAUAUAAAAGCCAUUUGAUACCUAAAUAAAUAGAAAAAGUAUUAAUUUUGAUAAAAUUUUGAUUAAAUAGUGUCAGACAUCAGCUCACAUUUGUAGUCGAAUUUACCAUCACGAAUCAUGCGUGUCUAUUUUUUUUUCAUUCUCAGUUCGUAGUUGGAUAUUUUUGUAACGCAACAAAAAUUCAUUGAGGAAAAUUCUUCUCCUGACAAUUAAAACUAAAAGAAAGAUCAUCAAGGUUAAAUAUCUAAAGUAUCAGUAAGAAGGAAACUGAAGAAAAUAGAUUUUAAGUAUUGUAAUCUUUCAAUUUUUGAUACCUAAUAAUGUUUCCUUUUGCUAUCGUCUAAAUAAUAAUAAUAAUUAAUUAAAGAAGUGGAAAUCAAUGAAAGUACUAUUUAGCUGAAACAAAUAUUUGGCGCAAAAAUAUCCAAGUACAUAACUAAAUUAUACACACAAAAAAAUUAUUGGAACAAAUACGAGACAAAAUAAUAAAAUGAAAAACUGUUAAUUGGCUUUUUGUAUAGAACGAUGGAAUUAAUUGAGAAAUUAUAUUCGGAUGAUGAAAUUAUAUUUAACGAUAGGUUACCAAAAAUAAAACAUGAAGAAGAAAGAAUGAGAAUGAAUCAAUAAAGAUACAAUAAA
Clunio marinus is the source of this 6091-nucleotide messenger RNA. Lineage: Eukaryota; Metazoa; Arthropoda; Insecta; Diptera; Chironomidae. The record is from the annotation of a GenBank genome assembly.